AUGAUGAGUGCAGACACCGUCGACGUCGAGCGCCGCAUAGACAAAGGCAAAGCACGGGCUGAGCCAACUGAGGCUAGUCCACUACUCAGCUCAACAAGCAGGUCGUAUAUAGGCUCCCAAGUCGACCCUGAGCCCCCUCACUCUCGCCGGCUCUAUUCAAGGCUGGUCUCUGUAUUUCUUAUCUCGCUUUCGACUUGCACACUUGCUUUUGCUCUCAUUGUUCUGAUUGUCUAUUCCUAUCGUUCUCGUGCUGCAAGUGCAUCCCCGGAGGAUAUUAUACAGCAUGCGCUGGUCUUGAGAGGCCCCGACCGGGUGAAUGUGAUUAACUCAACCGGUGACGGAGGAGUAUGGCUCAUGGUGCAUGGAAGGAUAGGACUGGAUGCUGGAACUGUGGCUGGAGUGAAGUCAGAAGAAGAAGACAAUAUCGUUCAAGGUGUCUGGAAAUCACUCGGUCGGUGGGGGAUUCGACAGCUCGACCGAGUAUCCCUAAAGCUCACGACGAUUGAGGUCACUCCUGAAAGUGACCCUUCCCAACCACUUGCGACCGUCUCCAUUCCUCCUCUCGAGAUUCCAUUGACUGCUGACCCGCCGCCAGACCUCUCAUGGCUUACGGCGAUCGCAGUCCCUGUUCUCAUACGCCCGACAAAAGACAUGGCCGUGUUGCUUAAAUUUGCGCGUGACAGCUGGAGGGAAGGAAGCAUUCAAGUCCGAACGACAGUUGGUGAGGCGGCCGUGCUGGGAGGCGGAUUGGACCGGGACAGCUGGCGGCAUUACCUGAAGCUGAUACAUACUGACAUUAGUACCCGGGUGCACAUAAUUAUUCCGCGGCUCCCAGGUUUCCCACCUCCUGGACAUAACAGUCCGCUUCCUAUAUUUUCCGAGUUCAUCACGCUUCAGUCAUUUUUAAUUACAUCUGAGCAUGACACGCUUUCAAUUCGUGCCAAUGUGACCGUUGUAGAUCCUGUUCCGACCACGCUCGAGUUCAGUGCGCCUUCAACACCGUUCACAGUUUCAUUGCCGGUGGCCAAUACCUCGGAUACCAUCCCUAUUGCUGGAGUUCAGACAGACCCAUUCCAUCUCACAUAUCCAAACAUUUCGUUGUUUGUUAAUGGCAGUGUCCUCUCUUUGCCGCGAAAUUCCUCCGCGACAGUAUCCAAGUUUCUUAGCAACUAUGUCUCCGCACGCGACUCGGACGUAUUACUCUCGACGCCAUUCUUACCUGGCCUAUCGGUCAGCGCAAAGUUUCCCGCGCCGCGCCCGAAACCGCAAAUUCUGCGCGACGUGACAAUCAAAGACAUGAGGAUCAAGCCCGUCGGUGCGGGUAUGGUUGCGAGUGGGACGAUACUUGCGCGUGUCGUUCUCCCGCGGGGAAUUGAGGUUAACGUGGACGUCCUGCGCGUCUUACCUGAUGUUAUUGUAUACGAUGGACCGGUCCCCGCUGAAAAUGAACCACAGGCUGUGCCUGUUUCACAUUCCCGUGCCGUCGAUGGUCUUGAUGAUGGCGAGGAUGUGCCCCCGGCACCGCCCUUGCCGGAUCCACUGCCUGCACGAGCGUUCGCGCAUAUUCGUCCAGAAGAUUGGCUUCUUGCGGAAAGUAAGCCUGCGGAGAGUGAGGGUGGUGAUGGUUCGGCCGUGGAAGUAUGGGCGAAUAUUGAAGAUGUGCCGCUAGACGUGCUCCCCGGGCGGGAACGCGAGUUCAGUAAUUUUGUGACGAAGGUGAUUUUCGGCACCCAGGGUGCACUGGCGGGCGUUGAAGGGGUUGCUGCGGUCGCUGUACACGUACAGGGCCUCCCAUUCGAAAAUGGCCGGAAUGGUGAGAUGGAGUUGACGGGACUUCCCUUCCAGGGCAGUGUACGGGUCGGAAAGAAGUCGAUGUGA
Fibroporia radiculosa is the source of this 1878-nucleotide messenger RNA. RefSeq lists its product as uncharacterized. NCBI's taxonomy places the organism in Eukaryota, Fungi, Basidiomycota, Agaricomycetes, Polyporales, Fibroporiaceae. The transcript is spliced from 3 exons. The record is from RefSeq and is a predicted model, not a curated record. The coding region runs from base 1 to 1878 and encodes 625 amino acids.